GCGGGAACAGGAAGUAGGGUUAGGCCGAGUUCCGGGUGCAAGGCGGCUACUGAGGACCGGAGAACUGAAGGCUGCGGCUGGAAGCUGGUGAGGCAGUGCGGCGAUGUUCCGGAUCGAGGGCCUUGCGCCGAAGCUGGACCCGGAGGAGAUGAAGCGGAAGAUGCGUGAGGACGUGAUCUCCUCCAUAAGGAACUUCCUUAUCUACGUGGCCCUGUUGAGAGUCACUCCAUUUAUCUUAAAGAAAUUGGACAGCAUAUGAAGAUUGGACAUCACAAGUACAUGCAUGAUAUGAAGAACCUGGUUACAGUUUCUCCUCCUAUCUGCAAAUGAAUGGGCCCAGAAUGGUGUAAGAGACUCUUUGAUUGAAUGGACAUAAAAAUUCUACUUGUUAAGAACAAGUUGGGCUAUGAAUACUGACCUUCAUAGCUAAAAUAUACAACAAUUUGGAAAGUAUGAAAAGACAUCUUGUAAUUAUAGUGUGACCUUAUGCUUGUGAUACUUGGCCUCUGAAUGUUGGUAUGAAUGUAAAUAGUGUCAAACUCCCUUUCAUUAAUUAUAAGGGGAUUAUGUCUGAAAUGGCAUGUCUUGUCAGUCAUUUCUGUUUACAUUUUUACUUCUGUCCAGAGUAUAUUUGUGAAGAGGCCCUUACAAUUAUGUCUUAUGAAGUCAGCACCCAACCACAAUGACAUUUAAUCACAGGACUAUUAGUCUAUAUUUUUAAUAAACAUAGCAAUUAAGAAAAUUUGGGUUUUUAUUUUUCUUAUCCCACUUUCUGCUGAUAAACAACAAUCACUGGUGAGAUUAUUACAACAUUGUAAUAAUUACAUUGUUCUUUUUGUCUUAAAUUUGAUAAUUUGCUAAUCCUGAUAAAGUAAUGUUAAGUUCUACUGCCAAGCAGUCUUUGUGAAAGCAAUAGUACUGCUUGAUGCUGAGUGCAUGUAGUACCACCAAAGGAGAAAAAUGCCAUAUUCUUAAGUCAAAUAGUCCUCCAGGUUUGUUGGAAUAAGGGGAUAAUCCUCCCCUGAGACAACUACACUCAUCCCUUUUUAGCUAUUUGUGUUUCUAAAUAGCAUGAUAGUAUUGUUACUUCAUUGUUUUUCUGUUAUACGAAUUGCUCAUUGACUACUGAUCAAUUUUUCCCCCCCUAGGCUUCAUUUUUCUAUGAACUUUCCUCUAAAUUAAUGAAACCUUUUGCCAUUUGUCUAAAUUGCACACAUUGUUGGUUUCAUUGGGCACCCAGUUUCAUCUUCCUGAAUAAAUUUUUCCUGGAGCCUUCUGAUCUGCCCCAUUCUAGACUGAUAACCUUCUGUGCCUGACAAAUGGCUAUAACCUGGGAACUCUGUUCGCUUUUUGGUGGAGGUACCCAGGGGUGUACUCAGAGGCACUCAGCCACUGAGCCACAUCUCCAGCCCUUUUUUGUAUUUUACUUAGAGAAAGGGUCUCACUGAGUUGCUUAGUGCCUCACUGUUGCUGAGGCUGGCUUUGAACUCACAAUUCUCCUGUCUUAGCCUCCUGAGCUGCUGAGAUUAUAGCUGUGCACCACUCAUCACUGCACUCAGCUCCUUUCGCCUUUAUUGUGAGAAUUCCUUUUCCUCUUGUCUGAUGUUGGAUCUCUUGCUUUCUGUUAUCUUUUCUUCAUUUAUGCGUUUAUUUUGAUAGAGCCCUUUCUCAAUUUGGGGAAAGGUAGCAUUGAGGUAAAUGUUUUUAAGACCUUAUUGGUCUGAAAAGACUUUAUUUUAUUCAGAUAUUUGAUAAUUUGCUGAAUAUAGAGUUCUAGAUUGGAAAGCUGUUUCCUUCAGAAAAAGGCAUUGAACCAUUGCCUCUAAGUUUCAGUGUUGCUACAUGGAAAUCUGAAACCGUUCUGAUGCCUGACCUUUUGGGGAGACCUAAAUUUUUCCUCCCUUAGAAACAAGAAUCUUUUGUUCAUAGUAUCUUACGUUCCAUGUUGACACACUUUGGUGUGUUUUUAUUUUAAUUUACUGUGCUGGUCACUUGUUAAACCAGUUUAAACUUGAAACUUAUGUCCUUUAGUUCUCAGAAAUUUUGUCAAUUUUAUUGAUGAUUUCUUCCCCUUUUAUUUUCCCUCUUUCUCUAUUUGUAGGAUGAUGCUAUAUUUGAUGUUUUCUUUUUCCUCUAUAGUCAGCCAGUUUUCUCUAAAAUUGCUUUUGUUGAUUUUUGCUUGACAUAAGUUGUAUGCUCAUAUUUAAAAACAGGGUACUAACAAAUUGAUUAGAGACUCUCAAUAGAUGGAGUUUGUUGAUGCUGGGCUCUGCUGAAGGGCAAUCUAUUAGGUCAUUUAAUUGGAAAUACUUUUAUGUUCCUCUCUUUAGGUAUUUCCUAUUGAACUGGUCAUUCCUCAGCAAAGACUCUCCCAAGCUCCUAAGUGAAAAAUGAAUGACUUGCCAGUAUUCUGGCAGUCAAGUGUGGGAGAGGGCUGAGGUGAGGCCCAGAAUAUUGUGUGUGUCUCACUAUUCUCUGUGUGUUCGCUUAUUGAGGCUGGGCGCAUUUUAAAUACAGUAUAUCAGCCAAAAGUGCCCAGCUUUCUACAACCCAAACUGUUUUACUCAUUUCCAAAAGAUAAACUUUUUUUUCCCUGACACAACUGGGGAUUGAAUUUACCAGUAAACUACACCUACACUAAACUACAUGGCUCUUGUUAUUUUUUAUUUUGAUACAGGGUCUUGCUAAGUUACUGAGGCUAGCCUUGAACUUGGAAUCCUCCUGGCUCAGCCUCAAUUGUGCCCAGGUAGAAAAGAAACUUCUAAUUUGGAGAGUGAGCUGGGAAAAGGAGGCUGUUCAGCUGUGUACAAAGUUGCAGAGAGUAUCUGAUUACUUAGACUUUUAAUCAAUUCUUGUUUUGGUCUCUACCUGUUCACAUUCUACUUCCAGAGACACAUGAAGCCACCAGUUCCUGAGCCUUUAAGAAAUUCUGUGAUUCAAAUUCAGUAGCUUUUCCUACUGUUUGCUCAGAAUUCAGUUUCCUUGGGUCUACUCUGUUAUUUACUACUUGUAAUUUGUUCUCCAGCUUUUAACUUUUUGUUGAUAUUGUCUUUUCUUCUAUCGUUUCUGUUACACCUUAAAACAGACAAAAAACUUUAUUGUCAUUUAAUGGAAUUUCAGGAAGGAGAAGUAUGUACAUGUGCUGAAUCCCAUCUUUACCCAGACAGCAUGUAAUUUUUGAACCCUGUUGUUCUGUUUCAUGGUAAUCAUUUAUAUCUAUUUCUGACUUAAUUGAGAAGGUACAGUAUAUAGUAUCACGCUCUUGAAUACUGGCUUGAAAAACAGGCUGACUUGAUUUUGAGUCCUGACUCUGAUACUUAUGAUAUGAUUGGCUUUCAGCAAGUGAACCUCUAAAUUUCAUUUUAUUUAACUGUAAAUUAGGUAAUAGAAACAUCUGUCUGCUUCAAAGUAUUGUAAGAAUUAAAUGGGAAAAUGCAAGUAGGGCAGUUGGCACAAUUGUUGACAUUUGGUAAAUAUUAUUAAUUGUUAGUGUUUGGAGUAAUGUGUUUAGAAGCGAUUUGUGCUGACAUUCACUGCUUAAACAAGUUCAUUCAUGUUUCCAGUUGCUAGGAGAUAGCAUGCUGAUCCUCUAAUUGUAUACAGACUUCAAAAUUAUUAUUCAUUGUCUGAAAUCAUCCCUAACCAAUCAUUGAUGACAUUCAACAGAUGGAGAGGUUGAGAUUCUGAAAGUUUCAGUAUGGCUAAUAAAUAGCAGCUGGUCAAGGCUUAGGGGACUUUAAUGUUUGCUUAUGGUAUCCUAUCCUUAGAUGCUUUUGCGGAGAGGGGGGAAAGGUGUGAUUGUUACUCCGGAUUCCAGUGUUAUGUGGUAUGAAAAAAAUCUAAUGGUUUCGUUUUUUGACUAGUUUCUCAAAAUUCAGGCCAUACCCUCUGAGAGAUCUCAAUACUUGAAAUAGUUGGACUAUAUACAUAUAUAGCUUAGUGGGUUUUUGUUUGUUUGUUUGUUUAAUCUGUGUAGUGUAAAAUAGUAAGUAAAGAACCAUAGCAAAUUGAAUGCUCUUGAAAUGGGAACAUUGGAAGAAAAAGAGAUGGUAGAGAGGAAUGUUAAUCCCCCACAAUCAGGUUGUGGUAGAGGAAUACCACUUUAAUAGGUAGAAAUGUGGCCACUAAGUUAAGUUAAUGUCCCCACUGCUGGCAGUAGCACAGUUUUUAAAAACUGCCUUUAGGUAAAGUGCUUGUUUAGCAUAGGUGAGGCACUGGGUUCGAUUCACAUAUAAAUAAAUAAAAUAAAGGUUCAUAGACACCUAAAAAAUGAAUAAAAACUGCCUUUUUCAUUGUUCUUUGAAAUAAGUUAGCAUUACAGUUAAUAUGUUCAGUUGUUUGGGAGUCUGUAAAUUUGAACCUUCCUUUGGCACAAAGGAAGAAUACAGGAAUCUGAACAUUUUUCUCUUCCCACUCCUUUUUUUUUUUUUUUUUUUUAGCAAAGCGUGUCUCUACCUGUAAGACCCAGGCACCAUUCAGUAUUAUAGAUAGUAUAGAAAGGAAAUCAGCUGGACAUUUUACUCUGUCACUCUAAUGUGAUCACUUCAUAAAUUGAGUCAUCAAAGAACCCAUAAAGGCAGAGAUGAGCAAACUUUCUGUUAAGGGUCAAAUGGUAGGCUUUUCAGCCUAAACUCUUGUUUUAAGCAAUUGUGAAAACAGCCAAAGACAGUAUGUAAAUGAGUGGGUGUGGCAGUGUCUCAAUAUAUUUACCGAAAUAGAUGGCUGGCUGGAUUUGGCCUAUGGACUACCUUGUUAAAAGACAGAGAAGUUAGCAAAGUAUAAAAUGGUGACCAAAUCACAGAAGUGUUUUAUUACUUGAAAGGUGAGAUAUUUACUCUAUUGCAGAUCAUAUAGGGAAAAUGAUUUAUUAUAGUCUGGGCUUUACAGAGCCCUAUAGGUUACUCAUUUAUUCAUCAAAGUUAUCAAUUCCUACUAUGUACAAGGCACCUUGCUAAAAGUUGAUGGACAGUCACGGGACUGCCCUUUGAGGUCUCUCAUCUACCAAAGGAUGCUGUGUGAGUUGACAUCUGAAAGAUCUAACCUUGCUGGAGAGAGCUUCUCUGAAGGAGUGAUUUUAGGGACCUGAAGGGUCAGUUGGUCAUCUGGGGGAAAAGGUAGAGAAGGUAGGACCAGGCCGGGUUUUUCAAGGUGGGGAGUUUAGAGUUGCCCACUUAAAACAGCAUUAGACACAGUGUAUGAAGACUGGAUUUGAAGGGGGAAAUUAAGGGGGUAAAUGAGUGGACCAAUAUUGAAUCAGUGAAGUGAAGAAGGAAAAGUAUCAAGAAAGACUCUCUAAUUCCUGGCUUAAAUAGCUGAGUUGAUGGUACCAAUUACUGAACUAAGAAUAGGAUUUCGGGGGGAGAUAAUGUGUUCAAUUUUGGACCUGAGUUGCAAGUUUUCAUGAGAUGGAGAUAAUUGAGUGGACAUUCGGAUAUCCAAAUAUUUCCAACACUUUGAUUUGAAAUAAAUAAAUAUUGAGCUUCUUUUAGCUAGAUGCUAAUUAAAACCAUGGUAUGGCUGAGAGAAAGUGUGUGUGUGUGUGUGUGAGAGAGAGAGAGAGAGAGAGAGAGAGAGAUAAUUCAGGGUUGGAAAUAUUUCAAGAUUGAGCACAUAGGCCACAGAUAAAAGGUUGCAAAAUGUAAUAGAACAGGUAAGGAAUUUAUGUAGGUAUGAAGAGAAUGGGUCUACAAAACAGGAAAAGGAGGAAGGAGUUCGUCAGUGUUUUAGUUUCCUAUUGCUGCUCCCCUUUAGGGAAUGAGUAGAACAAGUUUAGACAAGAGAGUACACCAAUGUAUUAGUUGAAUUCCUGCAGACCUGGUGGCUUACAAUAACACAGGUGGAUUUUCUGCAGUCCUAGAGGUCAGAUGUCUAAAAUGGAUUUCAUAGGGUUAAAAUCCAUGUUUCAGGAGAGCUACAUUCUUUGUGGAGGUUUUAGGAGAGACUCUGCCUUGCCACUUCCACUCUGGAGGCUGUUCACUCCCACCUCUGCUUGUGCGGUCACAUUUUCUUCCUUUUGUAAGGACCCUUGUGAUAAUAUCAUAAGACCCAAAUAAUCUAGAAUAAUCUCUGAACCUCAAAAUCCUUAAUCACAUCCACAAAGUUCCUUUUGCUGUAAGAGGUAAUUCACAGGGGCUGGGGAUGUGGCUCAAGCGGUAGCGCGCUCGCCUGGCAUGCGUGCGGCCCGGGUUCGAUCCUCAGCACCACGUACAAACAAAGAUUUGUGUCCGCUGAAAAACUAAAACUAAAACUAAAUAAAUAAAUUCUCUCUCUCUCUCUCUCUCCCUCUCCUCUCUCUUAAAAAAAAAAAAAAAAAAAAAAAAGGUAAUUCACAGGUUUGGUGAUUAGGACAUGGGCGCAUCUUGGCGUGGGGGCAUUAGGUUUGCCACAUACAAUGAGGGUUUAGAUUUGGUGUGGAAUAGUUGAGAGUUCCCUUGUGCAAAAAUUUGCUUUCUUUGGGAGGUCAUUUCCUUAGUCACUCAACUCUGUAGUCAUUACCUAGAUUUAAUUCAAAGCAUUCUUCUAGUCAACACAAAUAAUUUGUUGACUCCACUGAGCCCUAUAAUCUCUUCACCCUACCAUCUGUUCUCUUUUCCCCUCCUACCAGGACUCUGCUCACAUUUCAUCAUUGUGAUCAUUCUUGAAUACACCUUCAGUUCUGUUUCCUCCCCUGGUUUCAUUGUCCUUCCUGGCAAAACCCAGCUAGUUAAAGUCUGUCUGUUCCUUGGUGAGAAUGUUCAGAUUAUGGUGCAAAUCGUCUUUGGAGAGACCCUUUUAGGGAGUGAGUAAAACAAGUGAUACACCUCUGAGUAGGUGCCCUACCAUCCAGGACUGUCACAGCUUUACCAUUCAUAGUCCUAAAUCUUGGGAAAUCCCUCAGUCCUGAGCAAAUGGGAAUGUUGGUCACUCUAGUUGCAGUGGUAGCUUUAGACAUCCCAUGGAUGUCUUAUAUGCUAGGGUGGCCCUAGCAUAUCAGAGAAAUCCUGCAUCAGGCAAGGGGGCAAGGCCUUUGAACCCCUAAAGGACUUGAUCGUGGGUGUGUGCUGCUUGGUAUGAAGGGGAGGCAGCUUUGCUGUGAGCUCUCAGUAGCCAACACUCCAGCCACAGGGGGAGUGAAUGCUGGUGCUGGGUGUUGGUGGUUCCCACAAUAUCCACCACUAGCCUGUCUUCAUGUGCUAUUCCAUUUCUCUGCUCUCACAGUUAAAUGCCUCAGUAAAAUUGCUAAUAUGCUUAAUGUACUUUCUCUUUAUCUCUUGAACCCAUUCCAGUCAGACUUGGAUCCCCAUCAGUCUGAAAUUGCUCUUGUCCAGGUUGACGCUGACCCCCACCUUCAGGAGAAGCAGUUAACAAACACACUGCUCAAUUGUUGAAAGCACCUCUCAGGCCUUUCAUCACAACACUUUUCCUAAUUCUUCUCUAACACUCUUCCUCAGAUUCUUUUUGCUGGUUUCUUUUCAUUUCUCCAACUUCUUUGAGAAUUGCAGUGCCCCAUGUGUCUGUCCUCAGACCUCUUUGUCUACAGAUUCCACAUCAACUUGUUCUCAUCCAGCCUCUUGGUACUGAAUGCCAUUUUUGGGCUGUAAGCUCCCAAAUUUUAAAUCUAGUCUAGCCUAUCCCCUUUAAUUGCAGACUUAUCUAAACAGCAAAGUACUUGUCUUUGCUCCAUUCAUGCAACCUGUGCCUAAGUCUCAGGAAAUAAUUUUUAUCUUUCCAGUCAAUUAGACCACAGACCUGAUAAUCAUCUUUGAGUCCUCUUUUUUACCCCACACCAGUCCCUCAGGAAUUCCUUUUGUCCUACUUUUGAAUUACAAUCAAAAUCUGACUUCACCAACUUCAUUUCUACUACUAUGAUCCAGUCCAGUCAUUUCACUUCUUAUUUUUUUUUUCCCUCUCUCUUUUUGGGGAUUGAACUUAGGGGCAGCUCUACCACUGAGUUACAUCCCUGGCUCAUUUUGUUUUACAUUUUGAGAUAGGGUCUCACUAAGUGGCAGAGGCUGGCCUCCAACUUGUGAUCCUCCUGCCUCAGCCUCCUGGUGAUUACUGGUGUGUAUCACUGUGUCCGUUGUCUCUUCUGAAUUAUUUCUACAGCCUCUUAACUAGUAUCCUGCCUUCCACCCUUAUUCCUGUACGAUAUUUUCAUAACACAGCAAUCAGAAUGGUCCUAGUCAGAAGAUGUUACUCAAAACCCUCCAGUGUCUUCCUGUUGCACUCAGACUAAAAACCAGAGUCUUUUUUUAAAAAUAUUUUAGUUUUUAGUUGUAGUUGGACACAAUACCUUUAUUUAAUUUAUUUAUUUUUAUGUGGUACUGGGGAUUGAACCCAGGGCCUUGCACAUGCUAGGCGAGUGCUCUACCACUGAACCACCGCCCCAGCCCAAACAAACAGCCUUUAUGGUUGCUUACAGAUUCUGAACAAUUUAGUCACAUCUUCUAUAGACUCUACCUCAGUGUGCUCUAGCCACCUUGGCCUUCUUGCUUCCUCAAACAGCUCAGACAUGAUGAUGCCUCAGGACCUUGCAUGGGAGGUUUCCUCUGCGUGGAAUGCUCUUCUCUUGAUUUUCAAGUGCCUUGCUUUCUCUUCUUCAGGCCUUUGUCUAAAUAACUUUCUUUUUCUGGUAUCAGUGAUUGUAUCCAGGGGUUCUUAACCACUGAGCCACAUCUCUAACCCUUUUUAUUUUUUAUUUUGAGACUGCAUCUUGCUAAAUUGCAGUGUUUGAACUUGAGAUUCUCCUGCCUCAGCUCCCGAGUCACGGGCAUUACAGGCAUGUGCCACCAUGCCCAGCAAAUGAUAUUUUCUGAGUGAGGCUUUACCCAAUUCCUUUAUAGACCAUAGAAUAUUUCAGCUUAUGAAGAUCCAGCAAGCUAUGUGCUUAUGGCAUUCUUUUGUAUUUAUGUUACACUCUAAUAAUCUAUUCUUUUUAAAUUUUUUUAGUUGUAGAUGAACACAAUAUUUAUUUAUUUUUAUGUGAUGCUGAGGAUUGAACCCAGGGCCUCACGCAUGUGAGGCAAGCACUGUACCACUGAGCUACAACCCCAGUCCUACACUCUAAUAAUUUUUAAAAAUUACAGCCUGUUCAGAAUUUCAUACUCCCCCUUCCCUGCCUUAUUUUUCUUAUCAUUUAAUGUAUUUUUUCUUAAUUAUUUUGUUAAUUGUCUUCCCUAUUAAAUACAUGCUUGAUGAGG
Molecule: messenger RNA, 9179 nt
Organism: Marmota monax (woodchuck)
Lineage: Eukaryota; Metazoa; Chordata; Mammalia; Rodentia; Sciuridae
Gene: Tomm5
Product: translocase of outer mitochondrial membrane 5
Exons: 2
Coding region: 104-259 (51 amino acids)
Cellular component (GO): mitochondrial outer membrane translocase complex
Source: RefSeq, a predicted model, not a curated record